AUGAAAGAAUUUCCUCUCCGUAGUCAAGGGUGCCCACCGUCCCACAGCCAAACGAACCGCGCCGACGGAACUGCCCUUCUCACUGCGAAGGCGCAAAUUCUAAAGCGCGGGGCCGAGCACUUUAGAAGCGUCCCCAACCACCCCUCCACAAGCUCCGACGCCGCCAUCGCCCGUCUUCCUCAAGUGGAGACCAACGCCGAACUGGACCUCGCGCUCUCUCUCCACGAAACCAUCAGGGCGGUGCAGCAGCUCUCCAGUGGGAAAACGCCUGGAUCGGACGCGAUCUCUGCUGACACCAACAAACGCGGUGCCCCCAACUCAUGGAUCAUCCGACGGCCCUCUUCCAGGAGAUAA
This is a messenger RNA of Spirometra erinaceieuropaei, 354 nucleotides long. NCBI's taxonomy places the organism in Eukaryota, Metazoa, Platyhelminthes, Cestoda, Diphyllobothriidea, Diphyllobothriidae. The record is from the annotation of a GenBank genome assembly.